Molecule: messenger RNA, 2583 nt
Organism: Klebsormidium nitens
Lineage: Eukaryota; Viridiplantae; Streptophyta; Klebsormidiophyceae; Klebsormidiales; Klebsormidiaceae
Source: the annotation of a GenBank genome assembly
GCAGCUUGUCGGGAGAUCGAAGAGCGCUUUGCCUUCAAAUCCAAGGUCUUUCAAGGUUUUCAACUUGAAGGUCUUCGAGAAUCGAGUUUUAAUAGGCGGCAAAUCCUGGUUCUUUUUCCCUUCCCCUUCCCCUUGCUCGCUCGGACGUCCUCAGGAGCACGUAAGAGUACCGUAUUCUUUUCAUCGUGGUUUUCUUCUUGAGGACAACAUGGAAAUUGCACCAGACGCUGCCGGGGCGGCCGCUUCUGUGUCCACUUUUGAUCUGAAUGCCGGCACCGCGGAUAUGGGGGUUCCCGCUGGUGGAGAUGCAAAUGUGGAACAUCAGCCAGCUGUGGAUGGCCAGGCUGCCCCAAUGGCUGUUGACGGGGUUCAGUACAGCUCUCUACCAGAAGAUGCUCUGGCGCCAGCUUCUGAGAAUCCUGCGUCACCUGCUGCUGCUUCAGUGCCGCCAACUACUCCUGCACCAGCUUCCACGCCAGUCAAAUCGCCGGUGAAGGUGGAGACCAAGGAGGACCAGCUGUGGAAGACGGUCACUGCAAACCCUGGCGAUUUCAAUGCGUGGACACAAAGUCCUUCGGGACUGAUUGCGGAGACGGAGAGGCUGGGUGACAUUGAGAAGAUCCGUCAUGUCUACGACACUUUCCUAUCAGAGUUUCCCCUGUGCUUCGGCUACUGGAAGAAGUAUGCGGAUCACGAGCUGCACCAUGGAGACGUGAACAAAGUGUUUGAAGUGUACGAGAGAGCUGUUCAAGCCGUGACCCAUUCCGUUGACAUCUGGGUGGCCUACAUGGCGUUUGCGGCGGAGAGGUCCCAUGAACCUGAUGAGACUCGCAAGCUUUUUGAAAGGGCCCUCGCAAUCGCGGGGAAUGACUACAAGGGGCACCCCCUUUGGGACAAGUACAUUGAGUUUGAAUCGUCCCGGGAAGAGUGGAGCAAUGUAGCACAGCUCUACACAAGAGUGCUACAGCUGCCAAUCUGGAAAGUGGAAUUCUACUGGGACAAGUUCAAGGACCUGGUCGAGAAGCAUCCUCUGUCUGACAUCCAGACGGCUGACGAGAAGGCUGCUCAGGCGGUCCCGCCAGAAGGCGAGGAAGCUCCUGGGAGCGAACCUGCUAAGACUGAGGCCGAGAUGAAGGCCGAGUACCUCGCUUCCAGAGAGGCCUUGUUCAAAGUCAGCAAGGAGGAGAAGAACAAGGUCAAGCGCUUCGAGGAGGCGAUUACGAGGCCCUAUUUCCACGUGAAGGCACUGGACGAGUCGCAGAUCUCAAAUUGGCACAAGUAUUUGGACUUCAUUGAGGAGGAGGUUGAGCUUCCAAAGGCUCUCAAGACGUACGAGCGCGCCGUCAUCGCCACUGCCAACUACCCCGAGUACUGGAUCCGCUACGUCCAGUUUCUGGAGUCCAAGGCCGACCUGGAGCAGGCGCGCAGCAUCCUGCACCGCGCCACCGGGACGUUUGUCAAGCGCAAGCCUGACAUCCACCUGUUCGCCGCGCGCUUUGAGGAGUCUUAUGGAAACACCGAUGCGGCGCUGGCCUCCUUCGAGCUGCUGCAAAAGGACGUGGCACCGUCGCUUCUGGAGGCGAUCUUCAAGCACGCCAACUUCCUGAACAGGCAGGGCAAGCCCGACGCGGCCGUGGCCGUGUACGAGGCCGCGUUUGCUGCCGAGAGCGCGAAGGAGGAGAGCAAGACCCUGCCGUUCCUGGCCCUGCAAUACGCCCGGUUCCUGUACCACUCCCUGAAUCAGAUCGACAAGGCACGGGAGGUGUACACCACCGCCCUAGAGAAAGUUUCGACGUCGAAGGUGCUCUGGGAGGGGGCCAUUCUGCUCGAGUCGCUGCUGCCGGGCGAAGACCGAGUGGGCCGGGUGCAGGGUCUGAUUCAGAAGGCUCUGGCGGCAACGACAGCGGCCGGAACGCCAGCCUUGGCUGCUACCGACCGGGAGGAGCUGUCUGCUUACUCGAUCGAGGUUGCUGACCUGUACGGCGACAUCGCCACCGUCCGCAAGACAGAAGCGGAGCACCGCAAAGUCUUCCCACCCAAGCGGCCCGUGGCGCCGGACACCCGCAAGCGGGCCGCCGAGACGACGCCGCAGCCGAGCAAACACAAGCCGUACGAGCGCUCCCCUUCCGCCGGAGCCUAUGCCAACGGAGGCUACGGCUAUCAGGGCUACCAGGCUCCGCAUCAGGCUUACCAAGCGCCGGCGGCUGCUGCGGCACCCGCCCCAGCGCCGUACUAUCCUCCGAGUGCUUACCAGCAGCCGGCUGCCUAUCCGGGCUACUACCCGCCUCAGCAACCGGCGCAACCAUACUACCCACCAAGCUAUCAACAACCGGCUUACCCUCCUGCACCCGCUCCAGCAGCAGCACCAGCAGCUGCACCACCGGCCCCCUACUACCCGGGCUACUAUCAGUAGAUACAGGCCCUUGUUUGUUGUGUCUGCGUAUGCAAUUCAAAGAUGGUCAAGGGUCAGAAUUGAGCAGUCUUUUGAACAGGAUAGCAUGACUGUCGCGUGAGCUGAACUAACUUGUUGCUUGUCAAACAAGUCAUUCCAUAUUCUGUUCUUACGGGAGCCGUGUUUGUUUC